CAUAAAGUGACACCUUGAUUAUUAUCUUUAUCUUGUCAAAUUAGCAUGAGAUUAGUAUUGUUUACCUUAUAAAAUACAAUAAUUUAGCAAAAUGGCCAUUGAAUGUUUCGAAAAUAUUAGUAUGCCUCCGUGUAUAUGGUUCGAGGGAGGAGAUAAACGAAACGCGUUAGCGUCGAUGUUAGCAGGCUUAUUGUUUUUUACUGGUUGGUGGAUAGUCAUAGAUGCAGCUAGCGUUUACGGUAAUAUUCUAGCUGGUUACCAUAUGUGCGGGGUUGUAGGGACAAUCUCUUUGCUUAUGGUAAAUUCUGUAUCCAAUGCACAGAUGAGAGGUGAUGCCUAUGAAGGAGGCUGCAUGGGUUCACGUGGAACUAGGAUUUGGUUGUUUUUGGGUUUCGUUAUGGGUUUUGCUGCAGUGAUCGCCUCAUGUUGGAUAUUAUUUGCUGAUUUUAUGGUAGAGGGAAAACGAUGGUCUGGAGUGUCACUUUUCCUCCAAAAUGCACUGAUUUUUAUCUCCUCGAUUAUAUAUAAGUUUGGAAGAUCUGAAGAUCUGUGGGGUUAAACAGUAUUGAGGACUACGAAAUCCACAUAUACAUUAAUUAUUUUCUGUUAAGGGUUGUUCGAAUGGUAGUGUAUAACUUUUUAUCGCAAAAAAGGUAUGUGAAUAUGUUGUGAUUCAUGCAAGUAUGAGAUUAUAAUUUUUCGCGUUGAAAAUAUAUAAAAUUAAUUGGCUUUUGUGCUCCUGUAUUAAGCGUUCAUCACAAACAUGUGUUCACUUGAAUCUCUUACUUAUGCAAUGCCAACUUACCAGGGAUGUCUCUUUAGUUUUACAUAGAAAGGAUAAAGACAAAUCAAUCCACUGUCAGUUUUUUAAAAUAUAUCUACAACAGAUUAGAGUAGAAUCAUGUUAAAUGUCAAAUGUUAAAUAGAGUAUUUAUAAUUAAAUUUGUUGAUUAAAAAGAAAUAAAAUUCCAAAAAAAAUAAAUUCAGGUUAAAUUGGGUGCUUAUCAGCAAGUAAGUCAAAUCUCAUGUGAUGUAAGAGAAAUUGGUUGGGAAUUAUUAAAUUUCAAUUCAAUAUAAAUAGGAUUUCUGCCACAAAAUUGUAUCAAAGUCUGAAUUUUUCAGUCAGGCGUUAUUAGAAAUAUUUAUGCCGAUAUUAGGAUUAUAUUAGUGUGAAAAUCAUUAGAUCAGAAACAUUUUGGUGAUGCAAAAUAGGUAAAUCAGUUAUAACAAUGUAGAACUGGAAUAUUUAGAUGCUAUUCCUAUGAGAAACCAUAAACUGUCUUUUUUGUUGCAUUCAAUGUGUUGCACAUUCUGUUCUUACUGAUGUUAUUUUUGACAUAAGACAUUUAUUUUAAGACACGUAAAGUUUGACAAUGUUACUCUAUCUAAAAUUGAAAAGAUAACCCUGAUAUAAGAAAUCAUGUACUUAUGCAAUUUUCAAUAAGUAACUUCAUACUUAUAUACAUAGAAACAUAAAAACUUACAAAUUUUAAAUAUUUUAUAACUUUUGUUCAAGUUUUAUCUUAUAAAAUAUAUUAAAAUUAUUAAAUGAGUCCUAUAAAAAAAUAUAUUUGAGCAUGAAUCGCUUUUUGUACACUUUAGGUUGUAAAUGUAUUACUAUAAAUACUUUUCAGUAACUUUUGUAUGUAUCCACUUUAAUGUACAUGUAAUUAUACUAAAUAAAUGUGAUUCCUUUUUA
Molecule: messenger RNA, 1699 nt
Organism: Diabrotica balteata
Lineage: Eukaryota; Metazoa; Arthropoda; Insecta; Coleoptera; Chrysomelidae
Source: the annotation of a GenBank genome assembly